CUAACGUCAGAACAGAAGACCCGCUGAAAUUCAAAGUUGGAGGAGGUGCUGAAAGCAUAAAACAACAAGAAGGUUGUUUCUUUCUCUCUGUCAGUUGGCAGUUGGUUAUACAGACUGUAGUUUGAUUUCACAACGUAACAGCGUUGUUUUCAGCUCAUUAUGGAAGCUGACGAGGAAAAUGUUGGCAAUGUCAACCUGAAAAGACAGAGAACACCUCUGUCGGACUCUGAAGACAAUGUCCUAUCACCUUCAGCUGUAAAUGAUGGCCAGAAGCGGCGACGUCUGGAGGCAGCUGGUCAAGAGAACUGUAGUCCUCAAGCAUCCUCUUCUGGUCGCCUUGCUGAGCUAGAGAUGAAGCCAGACACCCCGAUGGUUCCUUCAGUCCGUUCCCGAGUCCAGCAAUUCACUCAGAGACGAGAGGGGGGAGCUCCUCUGGCCCAGCGGUGUCUGUCGGACCCCGGGGCUGACAGCCCAUCUGCCAUCAUCUAUGAAAAGGGUUUAAGAGAGCAUCUCCUUGGCGAAGGAGAAUUUCAUCAGCUGGUGGAGCGUUUUAAGGUGCCAGCAUUCCAGGCUGGCCCCACCCCUACACCGGGCCUCAUUAACCCCUCUCCACGGACCCGCUCCAACUUUGUGUCUGCCAUUCAGCAGAAACUCAAUGACACUCCAGCAGCGAGCUCCAAGCAGGUUUCUCGCAUGCGCCAGGAACGGGAACAGGAGUUGAAGAAGUUUCAGUUCCAACCAAUCAGUGAGAAUGCUUGGCUGAAAAGGAGCAGCUCUGAUCCCUCCUUAUCUCAGAGAUGGACCCCACCUGGCCCCUCAUCUCCCUGGCCUCCUAGAUCUAUAGAGAGAGCCAAUUGGCCUCCCUCGGAUAUCGAUGGUGAUGCUGAGAUGAAAGAUGGCAGCUUCACUGAAGCUCCUAAAUCAGGUGUGGAGAAACAAUCUAUGGAUGGGACAGAUACUGAAGUGAGCUCUCACGAUGAGACCAACACUGCUGAAAUAAUAGACCAGAUGUUCGAGGAGGUACUGGAAUACGCUGGAAGGAUUCAGGAUGGAGUGGAUGAUGAAGAGGACCACGACAGUGGCAUUGGCGUUUGCUCUGGAGACAAAGAUAAGCUGGACACUGAGUCGGAGAAGGAGAAAAGUGAAGAAGAGGGGGAGUCCAAAGAAGAGGAGUGCAAUGAGAGCAAGAAGCUUGAUAGCAGCAGAGAUGAGCUGCUGAGUUUUCCUCCGAGUGGUAUCCUCUCUCCUCUCAGCAAGUCUGUGGAGGCUGUGGUCACUCCCCUGCGACUCGCAGCGAGCCAGGAGUCCAAUCCUCCCUCUCUGCUCUUGACUCCAGAGGAGAUUACCACCCCUAUCGCUGAAUCUGCUCCUCUAUACAGUAUUGAUGCUUACCGCACACAAAGACAGAGUAAGCAGCCCACCAUUCAGAGUGUCACUCCUGGGGUUCAGAGAAAAGCUCCAGAGAAGUCCCAACCUCAACCCUCUGUCAACACCAAGGAGAAAAUCAUGGCUCUUAAUGAAGAAGCGGGGAAGCUGCAGACUGUGAUCAACCAGACCCUGCAGGCUCUGAGCUGCUGUACUGAUGAGGAGCAUGGACGAGGUUCCCUGGAGGAGGCUGAAGCUGAAAAACUCCUGUUGGUCUCCUGCGAGAAACGUUCUGCCCUGCUGGCAGAGGUGGCCAGACUGAGGGAGGAGAGGAACUUGGAGUCAGGAGAGGACAGGGAUUGUGUUUCCCAGCAGGCCUGUAGAGGCACUGUGAGCAUCACAAACAUCCAGCUGCCUCUCAAGGUGGAGUUUGUCUGCUCCUCACACAACCGCACAGGUCGGCCAAGUCACUACUUUUUCAUCCUGAUCCGCUAUGGGCCCUGCAACAUCGUCGCCACCCCGCUGGCCACUGCUGCUGAUGCUCAGAAUGGAGACACCAUCUCCUUCCCUACUUCUGUCACUCUGAAGGAUAUCCGUGCAUCCUUCGAGAUUGACGUGGAGGUCUACAGCCUGUCCCACACUUCUGGUAAUAGCUCCACCAUGGACCGGAGCACCAACAAGUCACGGGUUACCCCAAGAAAGCUUCUGAACACUAUCACAAGAUCCAGCAACAGUCUCUCAUCUGCUGCUCCAUCUGCUCUUAACACUCGUCGCUCCAGCAACUUUUGUCUGGUGGGCUCCCAUAAGAUCACUCUGGCCUCACUGGGACACAGCAAGUUCCCUCUGGAUAAGGUGCCUUUUCUCUCACCUCUGGAGGGCAACAUUUACCUGCGUCUGGAAAGUGAAAGUCACUCUGAUGUACACCACCAAGGCUUCCUGACAAUGUUUGAGUUGAGCAGUGGAUACGGGGUGUGGCAGCGCCGAUAUUUUGUUUUGGCUGGAUGCAACAUGUACUACUGGAACUACCCCAACGACAGAGAAACUAAGGAAGCAGAGGGCAGCAUUUCUCUGUCCAGCUCCCCCGGCCAGUGUGUCAGGCCUGUAAAGAGGGACUCGUGUGCUCGACCUUUCACCUUUGAGCUAGCGAGCAACCUCCCACAGCAGCAGGACACAUUGACCAAGUGUUGGUUUUCAGCUGACACCAAACAGGAGAGGUUGGACUGGAUGGAAAAACUCAAUCAAAUUCUGUUGGACUUUCACACAUGGAACCGAACAUCAGCGAGCCAAACUGAGAAUCGGCAAUCCAACGUGUCCAGCAGCGGGAGCCUGAGGGAGAGCAUACUGUAACUAUAUGACAGAGCUAACACACAUAAUACCCACAUGGGCUUUUUUUAUAGUCUCUGCUCUCAGGCAUUAAUGAAUACACGGUGGAAGCAGCUUUAACUAGGCUUUAGAUUCUUUAUCUCCGAGCUGCAAGAGCUGAGCUUCACAGUUGUAAUGAAACUCGCAAAUCACAAACAAGACAAAAUGAUAUAUAUCUCAUAUUGAUGUGCAUUGUUUUGCAUAUUUGACCUGCGUUUUGUUUAUUUCUUUUAAUCUGAAUCCAAUCACAACCGUUGGUUGACUUUUAUUUGCCGAUACAGUUUCCAUUUGAAUUUUUUUUUUUUUAGUUCUUUGUCAGGAUUUUGUGGGGGAAAGUUUUAUUUUGACUUUUUUUGUUCUGUGGCAAUCAGCUGCUGUAGCCUUAGUUGGCAAUAUCAUGUGGUCACGUUCAGUAGCAUAGGGGAAACUUCUCGUAGCUGAUAUAUUUUUGAGAUCAUUUACACACGUAUUGAGAUUCAUAUUGUAUUUUUGCAUUGGUUAAACUGGAAGGAUAAGCAAAUGUAUUUAGUCACACUACUGAAAAUUGAAGGAGGGGGAGAUAUUUUACUCAACCUAACUAAUCUAGAAUGAGAAUAUAUAUGAAAUGGCAGGAAACACUACAAAUUAUUAAAAGAUGGGAGUAAAGCUUGCUGGCUCACUGCCCAGUCGAUUCUUUCAAGUGGAAGCAGACUUUUUGUUCCACUGAACCAAAAUAUGUUUGGCUUUUUGUUUAUAUAAUGUGUGAAGAAUAUCAGUUUAAUGUGAAGUGCCCUGGGGUUUUUACUUUCUCCCCAGUGGCCUGCAGUGUUCACUUAUAUUCCUAAGUAUAUGAUUUAUGCUAUUGCACAUGAAUAAACUCAUAUAUUUACAGAUUUAAACCAAUAUUAUGUAUGAUUAAGUGGACUGUUGAGGUGUUAUGAUGCUGCUUCAAUGAAUGUGGUCUGUUCUGUUUGUUCUUUUCCAUGUUUUUCCACCUAUCCGUCUGUGGCUUUGUGAUGAAUGUUGUCAUGUUAACUCUCAUUCUGUGUGCUUAAUUGAAGACCAAUAAAAUAAAUGGAUGGCUACAAUGGCUACAAAAAAAA
Messenger RNA from Centropristis striata (black sea bass), 3809 nucleotides. It is a transcript of the gene anln2, whose product is annotated as anillin, actin binding protein 2. The record is from RefSeq and is a predicted model, not a curated record. Gene Ontology annotation, cellular component: actomyosin contractile ring. Gene Ontology annotation, biological process: mitotic cytokinesis; septin ring organization; actomyosin contractile ring assembly. Lineage: Eukaryota; Metazoa; Chordata; Actinopteri; Perciformes; Serranidae.